Messenger RNA from Pleuronectes platessa (European plaice), 1011 nucleotides. RefSeq names its product calcium channel, voltage-dependent, gamma subunit 7b (gene cacng7b). The record is from RefSeq and is a predicted model, not a curated record. Lineage: Eukaryota; Metazoa; Chordata; Actinopteri; Pleuronectiformes; Pleuronectidae. Bases 1 to 1011 code for a protein of 336 amino acids. Gene Ontology annotation, molecular function: voltage-gated calcium channel activity; channel regulator activity. Gene Ontology annotation, biological process: neurotransmitter receptor transport, postsynaptic endosome to lysosome; neurotransmitter receptor internalization; postsynaptic neurotransmitter receptor diffusion trapping. Gene Ontology annotation, cellular component: postsynaptic density membrane; AMPA glutamate receptor complex. The transcript has 5 exons.
AUGAGUUCGUGCAGCAGCCGUGCGUUGACCAUCCUGUCCACAGUGUUCGGAGCCUGCGGGCUGCUGCUGGUGGGGGUGGCCGUGUCCACCGACUACUGGCUGAUCAUGGUGGAGGGCAUCAUCCUGCAGCAGAACCAGAGCAUGGAGGUGAAGAUGGCGCUGCACUCAGGCCUCUGGAGGGUUUGCUUCGUGGCCGGAGCAGAAAAUGGGAGAUGCGUAGCGUCAGAGUAUUUCACCGAACCCGAUAUAGAGAUAACCACUGAGAACACAGCGAACAUCCUCAAGAUGGUGCGUACGGCCACACCCUUUCCGAUGGUGUCGCUGCUCUUCGUCUUCACCGCCUUCGUCAUCAGCAACAUCGGACACAUCCGGCCUCAGCGCACCAUCCUGGCCUUUGUCUCCGGCAUCUUCUUCAUCCUCUCAGGCCUGAGUCUGGUGGUGGGCCUGGUGCUCUACAUCUCCAGCAUUAACGACGAGGUGAUGAACCGGCCCAGAGAGCCCGAGCAGUUCUUCAAUUACUACUACGGCUGGUCCUUCGCCUUCGCUGCCUCCUCCUUCCUGCUCAAAGAGGGGGCCGGGGUGCUGUCAGUCUACCUGUUUAUGAAGCGUUACGCCGAGGAGGAGAUGUACCGCCCCCACCCGGCGCUCUACCAUCCCCGCCUGUCCGACAGCAGUGACUACAGUGGCCAGUUCCUCCACCCAGAAUCCUCCUGGCCUCCCCCGAAGCGCGGACGCAGCACCUCCGAGGCCUCCAGUGACAUCUCCAUCCAGCUCAACCAGGCGCCACCGGUUCCGACCAAGAACAAACUUCAGCCAGGCGCCAUGGGAAGCCCCCCCUCCGGCUCCUCCUCUGCAGGGAGCUACCCUCAGUCUGCCGGUUACCCCUCCACACACACGCUGCCCAGGUCACACUCCUCACAUCCCCAGGGUCAGGGCCUUCCCAUGCCCCCAUCACCUGUGCCUCCUCCUCACUAUCACGCACACAUGCAGAUGAGUGCCUCCCCCUGUUAG